Molecule: messenger RNA, 900 nt
Organism: Plasmodium gonderi
Lineage: Eukaryota; Apicomplexa; Aconoidasida; Haemosporida; Plasmodiidae
Product: variable surface protein
Exons: 3
Coding region: 1-900 (299 amino acids)
Source: RefSeq, a predicted model, not a curated record
AUGCAAUUAACGUAUAUAAUUGCUAGAAAUAUGUAUAUAAAUUAUUAUACACAUGUAAAUUCAUUUGUGGAGUAUAAACAGAAAUUGGAAGUUUGUGAUGAAAAUUGCACUUCGUUAAUGGAUUCAUACUGUAAACAAGUGGAUAGUAAAUUUCUUGAAAUAAGUUAUUUUUCUGAAAAUUGUCCUAAAGCUAUUUCUUUUUUAGAAGUUCAGGGAGUAGACAAUAUUGAAAGUCUAAGAAAUAUACGUUGUUUAUAUUUGUAUUUUUGGAUAUUUUAUGUACUUUAUAAAGGAAUAAACGAAUAUGACAAAAUAAAAAAACUAUUCGAAGGAUUCCUGGAGGCUUAUGCGAAAUACGAUAAAUCUAUUUGCGAAUAUUACAAGACAAAUAUAACGAGCGAUUUAUUAGAAAAACUGAAAGAUAUACAUGAUAUGAAUAGUAAGAUUAAAUCCAUUAGUGAAGACAGUGAAUCAUGUAAAGUAGAUAAAUGCAAAUGUGCCAAGGAGUGUUAUGAUAUAUAUAGAAAGUACGAGGAUAUAUGCAAUUCAAACAGUGAUAACAAUUUUUGUGAUGCAUUAAACAAUAUUAAAGAACAGUAUGGUCAAUUAAUGAAAACACAGAAUUGUAAUAAUGGAGCACCAAAAAUGUUACGUUCAUUCCAAAAGAAUAAUAUAACAGUACCUAUUGUAUCUACAAUUCUUGUCAUAUUAGUAAUACUUAUAUCCUUAUUUAUUUUAUAUAAGUUUACCCCAUAUAACUCAUGCUUUAGACGAGUAUUAAGAAGGGAAAAAAAUAGAUGGAAUAAUAGAGGUGAAUAUUAUAAUAUGUUACAGUCUUACAAAAGUGUGAGUACUACUCCUAAGAAGAGUGGACACAAUAUUAUAUAUCGUACAGUUUAA